UGGUGCGUUAUGAAUAGCUGCACAAGCUUCAAAGCCGAAGAUACCGCCAGCCGGCGUGUUUUGUUUCCCAUCGACACCAGCUCGGCCCGAUGGAUACAUGCAGAUAAGAGAACCGAUUGCGUCGUGAUUCCGGUUUCGGGAUCACUCCGCAAUCUGCUCUCGUCUCUCCACACAACUGGCCAACAAGUAGAAUGCGCUUGCUUCGUCUUCUACAUGUAUUGGCCAUUGUGGUCACUCUGGCUUCCCUCAGCACUGGUAAUGCACUCACAGCGAACGAUGACGACGCCACUUUAGAGGAAAGAAAAGGAGGGGGUGGUGGAGGAGGAGGACACGGUGGAGGUGGCGGUGGAGGGCAUGGCGGAGGUGGAGGUGGUGGUGGAGGCCAUGGCGUAGGAGGAGGACAUGGAGUCUCAGGUGGCCAUGCAACUACAACGGGUGGAGGGGAUGGUGUUACAACAACGGGAGGCGGCGGAGGGGACGCAGUUACAACAACGGGAGGCGGAGGAGGAGGGCACGUGUAUCCAUACGGCGGAACCUACACAAGCACUGGUAUCAUGAAUACGAACGGCGUCACGCAUCACGAGGAGAAAGAAUGCAAUCGAUUUUUUAACUGGUGGCAGCGGCUUUUCGAUAGCAGCGUCGAGAAGUGCCCGAAAAAGAAAAAAGAAGAAGAAGAAGACUGGCGUCGACUUCGAGCUUAAGACGUGAAGUCAUUGAUAGCACUUCAUUGGCGAUUCUUUGCUGGUUAGAAUCCAUACCCCUCUUGUCGUUCCGCUCAUUGUAGUUUUCCUGCGCAAGAUUAACUAAAGAGUGGAAGUAUCUCUAACGCAUCUUGCAAUAGCCUAAACGAAGACUAGUAGGUUGCUGUUGUACUGCAUGUAGUACGAUAAUCAUCUCAGAUUCUUCGAAAUAUCAAUGAACAGAUUGCGCUAAUUGGAGUCGAAUUUCGGCAAUGUACCAAGCCUAUAGGUUCUCUCACGAAAGCGAAACAAUGGGAACCA
Molecule: messenger RNA, 1001 nt
Organism: Phytophthora nicotianae INRA-310
Lineage: Eukaryota; Oomycota; Peronosporomycetes; Peronosporales; Peronosporaceae
Exons: 1
Coding region: 192-701 (169 amino acids)
Source: RefSeq, a predicted model, not a curated record